This is a messenger RNA of Perognathus longimembris pacificus (Pacific pocket mouse), 1020 nucleotides long. RefSeq names its product X-C motif chemokine receptor 1 (gene Xcr1). The record is from RefSeq and is a predicted model, not a curated record. The transcript has a single exon. Bases 1 to 1020 code for a protein of 339 amino acids. NCBI's taxonomy places the organism in Eukaryota, Metazoa, Chordata, Mammalia, Rodentia, Heteromyidae. Gene Ontology annotation, cellular component: membrane. Gene Ontology annotation, biological process: G protein-coupled receptor signaling pathway; chemotaxis; immune response. Gene Ontology annotation, molecular function: chemokine receptor activity.
AUGCCGGGAGACCCCACGGAGGCCUCGGGGCUCGCCGAGACCACCACCGUCUUUGACUACAAUCCUCUGAGCUUCCUCUGCGAGAGCCGUAUCCUCCUGCUGGCCUCCACGUCCACCGCCAUCUUGUACUCGCUGGUGUUCUUGCUCAGCCUGGCGGGCAACAGCCUGGUGCUGUGGGUGCUGGUGAAAUACGAGAACCUGGAGACGUUCACCAACCUCUUCAUCCUCAACCUGUGCCUGUCCGAUCUGCUGUUCUCGUGCCUGCUGCCCGUGUGGAUCUCGGCACAUCACUGGGGCUGGGUGUUUGGCGAUGUCUGCUGCAAGCUCUUCAAUCUGCUCUUCUCCGUCAGUCUCUACAGCAGCAUCUUCUUCCUGGCCCUCAUGACCAUCCACCGCUACCUGUCGGUGAGCAGGCCUCUGUCCCUCCUGGGGGUGCGGGCCCUUCGAUGGCGGGUCCUGGUGAUCGCCGUGGUCUGGGCAGCCAGCGUGGUGUCUUCCAUCCCCGACGCCCUCUUCCACGAAGUCUCCCCCUCCUGGCGGUGCGAUUAUUCGGAAACCCGGGCGUUCCUCGCGUCCGUCUAUCAACACAACGUCUUCUUCGCCUUCUCCACGGGGAUCGUCGUGUUUUGCAACGUGCAGAUCCUCAAGACCCUGCUCCGUUCCCGAUCGAAGCCCAGGCACCGGACGGUCCGGCUGGUGCUGACCAUCGUGGCGGUGUACUUCCUCAGCUGGGCCCCCUAUAAUCUCGUCCUGUUUCUGCAGACGUUAGUGAAAAUCGGGGUGAUCCAGGGAUGUGGGGUGACCCAGCAGCUAGAGCUGGCCGUGCUCGUCUGCCGGAACCUGGCUUUCUCCCACUGCUGCUUCAACCCCGUGCUCUACGUGUUUGUGGGGGUCAAGUUCCGCAGACACCUCAAAAGACUCCUGCGGCAGAUAGGGCAGUGUCGGCGACGGACCCCCAGCCCCGGCCCGUUCCCCCACAGUCCGGGGGCCUUCGUCUACGAGGGUCCCUCCUUCUACUGA